UUUCAGCGAUCAUUCAACCCCAGCCCUCAGUGAUGGACCACCACCGUCAGCACCACUAGACCACAACCACCAUCACGUGAUGACCGUGUUUACCCUGAGGUUGGCACCACGACCAUGCUGGGUCUAAGAUUUGGCUACAGUCUCUCCAGUGCCAACAAAGACCGACUCAACCAGCCCUGAACUUUGAUGGUUCACAAAGAAAACGUUCACCACACACAACAUGAUACGGUUUGGACUAAAACAUUUCUGUUUCAUUUGGUUCAGUUUGGGGAUUUUGAUCAAGGUUAAUCCCGCUAGCGCGAUAAUCCAAUGGACACCAAAACCCAGGCCAGUAGCGUCUAGCACUGACCCAAUGACGUCAUCAGUUCCACGUAACCUUCGACCAGCAGCACCACCAAGACCACCGCAGCCAACAGAUGUAAGACCUAUUCCCACGCCGGGUCCUGGAUCUAGAACCAGCGUUUCCAUGACAACGCGUUCUACGACAACCACCCAGCUGCCAGCUACUCCAGAGGUCGAGCUCCCAUGGAGCACAGACCUGCCGCCUGACGCUGAGACAACCACAGAGAUCUUGUUUAAGUCUAACCCCUGGGGCACGAUAGACUACAGCGCCGUGCCCCUGCUGGAAGAAGAGAGGGACAUUCCGAGCGAAUCUUCCGAGGUCUUUUCGGUGGGCAGUGAUGUCGACAGCUUUAGGAAAGAUGCCGGAACAGUUAGCAAUGAUAAAGGGGAGUUUACUGAGACUUUACCGGAUGAAGGAAAUCCAGUUGUUGAGGCAUCACUGCCUGACAUUUCUGGAAAAGAAUUUAAGAAAGAUCUGAAUGUGGAACCUGACACGUCGAGUGUGAGCCUGGACACACCGACCGGGUACCAUGACACAUCUACUGUGUACGGUGUUGCGUCAACUACACAUGCUGACACACCUACCAAAAGUACUAUGACAUCCUCAGCUUACUCUGAGUUACCCGUGGAUACUAGAUCACCCACAGUAACUUUGUCUAAUGGUGGGAGCGUAGCGAAACAAACGAAUUUGGGCACAGACAAAUCCACUACGACAAGCUACAGCAGAACUGCCAUUUCUAGCACCGCGUCAAGCACAAGAGAAACGUCUAUAACGUCAUCAACUGCCACAAAAAUCGACACUACUCUACAUUCAACAAGAGCAAAACCUUCUGAAACUCUCCACCCGGAUCCUAGUGGUACACCACCACAAGAUUCAACAGCAUCAACAACUUCAGCUGUAGCACCAACAUCCGAGUCUAGCCACACAGACACCCCGCGUAGGACACCACACUCCACGCCUCCAACCACGCCAGACUCUCACGCUCACCUAGCUACAGACACCACGCUUAAAACACCCCGCAUUUCUCCUGCCACCUCCGCGAGCACGCUCGUCACCUCCGGCACCCCACCCUCCUCACAUAGCAGCACUCUAUCAGCACCCAGCACCACUCGUACGUCAGCACCUCCUACCUUAACUAGUUCCACCAAGCCUCAAGACUCCAGCAGCCAAUCAGCAACGCCAAGACAAACCUCAUCAGUAUCAUCUACACCAUCUUUACCAACUCAAGAAACAUCAGCACAAACGAUUUCGUCACCAUCUGUAGAGACAUCUACAACGAUACCAAAAACGACAGCAACAUCGUCAGUAACAACUGAAACGACAUCACCAACUACUUCUCCGCCAACAACCACAUCAGCACCAGCAACAAAUACAUCAGCAGCGACAACAACAGCGGCAACGAUGUCAGCCCCUACAACAUCACUAACAACAUUGCCACCACAAGCAGGAAUAACUUUAUCGACAACUUCAUCAACGACAUCAACACCAAUAUCCAGUACAUCAGCAUUAACUACACCAACGACAACACCAAUGUUGUUAGAAACGACAUCAUCAAUAACUUCACCUACAACAACUUCAUCGACGUCAGCAAUGAAAACCUCAACACUAUCAACAAUAACACCAUCAACGACACCAUCAACGACGCCCUCAACAAUAUCAUCAAUGACACCAUCCACAAUGAGACCAUCUUCAACAACACCAUCAACGACGCCAUCUACAAUAUCACCACUGCCACCAUCAACAACGAAACACACACAAGAUGACAGACAAAUUCCCACCGUCAUACAAAGGUCGUCAAGGAAUGUCAGUCUGUCAUGGCCGUCCAGCAAAUCGUACCCGGAUGCUCGCGUGUCCUACAACGUCACGUGGUCUGCGCUCGACGGCGGUGACGUCAGAGAUCGCCUCGUGGACACCAGUGACGUCACCAUCGUUGAUUUGAAGCCUGGGACCUGGUACAAGGUCAGGGUGACCUUGGUGCUGAAACCAGACAGGGGUGCUGGCAGGGUGCUGAUGUUUGACAUGCAGGCGGUGGUGACCAACACAGCACCACCAGACGUUGGACCCAUGACGUCACCAGUGCCGCUGCCAGACAGCACCAUCGUGACGUUUGCGGCACCAGACGGCAACUUCAGCUACUGCAGCGCCAACAUCACCGAGAUUGACGUGUUCCAUCGUACUGUGUGCCACAAGGCCAACAACCACACGUUCAACUGUACUCACCUACAACUGGACCAUGUGAAGCCAGCCAUGAACUACAACAUCACCAUUUCUGUGCUGUUGUUUGGAUCCCACAACCUCGAGUCUAGCAGGCCUGUGGGGUAUCAAGUCUUCACACGGUGUCAAGAUCCUGGACCUGUUCGAAAUCUGACGUCUGCUAGUGUCACCAGCAACUCGGUGACCUUGACCUGGCUUCCACCUGCUCAAGGUCACACCACGACCUACCAGCUCAAGGUCAAUGCCACACUGACCACCUGUCUGGACACGUAUGGAAACGUCUUGAGCUGCAACAAAGACAAGUCGGUGCUGGAACUAGACGACCGUGUGACGUGUGACACGAUCCAAGAACACGUGACCCAGCUGAGCUACACGAUUGAUUCCCUCAACACAGCGAGCCCCUACGCCAUUGAGCUGGUGCCCUACAGCGACAGCUGCACGGGCGCCAGCAGCCAUCUUAAUAUCACCACGUCAUCGGCUGUGCCAGGAACUCCCCAAAACCUGAAGGUCGUGAUGACCGUGACCCAGAUGUUCAUCAGCUGGACACCGCCCGUCCCCUACCCUGGCCCCACCAAUUACGUCAUCACGCUUGUAUCAUUAGUUAGGAAUGAAACCGUCAAACGGAGAUACAACGUUACAGGAUACACCAGUACCAGAAGAGACAUCAACCACCUGGAGCCUUACACCGUGUACAACAUGUCUAUCCUAGCCUACACAGCGGCCGGACGGUCAAGUCCUUCUACACCCGGGAGUUACCGCACCUUGCCGGCCAAAUCUGACCCCGUCGAGUCCUUGACCGUGACCCAGAGAACCUCACAGAGUCUGGUCCUCACCUGGACGUCACCUGUACUCAUCCGAGGUGCCCUGCAGGCUUACGUCAUCUUUGUACGAGGCGCGAGGGACACGGCGUGUCAGGCCCUGUACGUCCUGACGUCCAGCGCUAACCUGUCGCAGUCUCUGCUGGACCAAAGCGUCUGCGGCCAACCAACCAACCCAAACAUUAGAACCAUUGCGGCACUGGAUCCUACCAUGACCUUUAACCUUACGGGACUCAAACCGUGUGAGACCUACACCGUCACGGUUGUACCAGUCAACGAUGUCGGCCUGGGGGUGGCCAAGCAAGUCAGUGAGUCCACGACAGCAUCUGUCCCCAUAGUCCCAGAAGGUUUCACCUGUGAAGCUGUGACCCAGGGCACCUUGACCCUGACCUGGACGUCGCUGACCCCCCAGCCCUGCCCCGUGGUGUACCAGGUCACCGUUUACCAGUCGCAGACCUUUGACAAUGUGAUGCAGACUUUCGAUCACGUGAUCAACGAAACAAUCUCAGACAUCAACAGCGGUUCCAUCCUGUUUAAAAACCUAAAGACUUUCUGGCAAUACAAGAUCGACAUCAGCGUCAUCUCAGCGGCUGGAAAUUCAUCAGUUCUCUCCCUUCCAUUGAUCAGAACCUUGCCAAGUGCUCCUGGACCUGUGUCAGUGCUGCAGGUCAGGUCCUUCCAGCAGAACCAGGUCUCCGUCGUCUGGAACUGUCCAGCAGACGACCAAAAAAAUGGGGAGAUCUCAAACUUUUUGCUGAUCAUGAAGCCAAAGAAAAUUCUCAGACAAGACAAGAGCGCAGACUUCAUCAAGACCAGCAACAUGACAGUACAGGCCCAGCAGGAACAGCCCAACAGCUGUAGCACGCGCAACAGCUUCUGCAGCUGUUUGCGUCCGUACAACCUCACCAUCACCGUCACGCCACAGAUCUUGUACGUCUUUCAGAUCCGUGCAAAAGUUGACGGCGUUGACCAGUACGGACCUCCCGUCUCUACAAGCUUUGAGUUGCUGGCACGUGCGCCGGCCGAGAUCGUCCAACUUCCUGUCCAGCGAGCCAACAGGGAUGAGCACUCCCUCAACGACACGUCCUUCACGGUCAACGUCUGCACGAGCUGUCUGCUGGACAACAGCCACGGGGAGAUUCUCGCAUUCGGCAUCCUGGUGUGUCAGCUGGAAUUUUGUGAAGAUGAUGAUCAAGACAAGUUUAGAACAUGGCCUGGUUCCUACCUGAGCAUGAGUACGUGGAAGAGGGCAAAAGACAAUCACUUUGAGCUGACCUACAGGGUCACAGACAAAUCCUGGGAACAAAAUGUCCGCAACUUAAGUCAGAGUGGGGUGGACGACGUCAUGCUUGAGAUCGGGAACGACAGCUCUUGCAACCGGAAGUCGGAGAAAGAAUUCUGCAACGGUCCACUGCCGUCUGGGGCUUCUUUUAGGUCGGUCUCGGUCGUCUGCUACAUCAGCUCUAAACCUGCUUCAAAAUAG
Molecule: messenger RNA, 4858 nt
Organism: Physella acuta
Lineage: Eukaryota; Metazoa; Mollusca; Gastropoda; Physidae
Product: mucin-2-like
Molecular function (GO): protein binding
Source: RefSeq, a predicted model, not a curated record